Messenger RNA from Malaclemys terrapin pileata, 1604 nucleotides. It is a transcript of the gene HORMAD2, whose product is annotated as HORMA domain containing 2. Bases 101 to 1165 code for a protein of 354 amino acids. The transcript has 12 exons. NCBI's taxonomy places the organism in Eukaryota, Metazoa, Chordata, Testudines, Emydidae. The record is from RefSeq and is a predicted model, not a curated record.
GCGGGCUCCGUUCUCGCUCGCUCGGUCCCGUGGUGGCGCCUGGCUUCCGGAGUCCCUCCUUGGUUCUAAUUGCAUGUGGAAGGCAGCACUUUGAGGCGCUAUGGCCACGGCUCAGCUCUCACAUACUGGACAGAAGCAUAAAACCUCCAAGGAAUCAGUGUUGUUUCCACACAAAAUUGCCAUUGACCAGGAGUCCAUGGUGCUGGUGAAAAGGCUUUUGGCCAUCUCUGUCUCCUGUAUAACGUACCUAAGAGGGCUCUUCCCAGAGAGCUCAUAUGGAACUCGCUAUUUAGAUGACCUCUGUCUAAAAAUCCUUCGGGAAGAUAAAAGCUGCCUGGGGUCACUGCAGAUAGUCAAGUGGAUUCAGGGCUGUUUUGAUGCUUUGGAAAAGAACUAUUUACAUAUGGCUGUCCUGGCAAGGGUGACUGAGCUGUAUCAGUUCAAAUUCAAGUAUACAAAGGACGGUCCCCAGAUGGAUAUCAUCAGCACCAAAAUGAGCUUUGCAAAGGGGGUGAGCAGUGAAGAGAUUAAGAAAGGCAGCAUCCUGCUGAUUCGUAAGCUGUACCUCUUAAUGCAGAACCUCGGGCCCCUUCCCAAUGACAUUACCCUCACCAUGAAACUCUUCUACUACAAUGAUGUAACUCCUGAUGAUUACCAGCCCCCUGGCUUUAAGGAAGACAGCAGCCCAGAUAACUUGUUGUUUGAUGGAGACCCUGUCAACCUGAAAAUUGGGUCCAUAUCCACUGGGUUUCAUAUCCUGAAAGUAAGAUUGACAACUGAGAGCAAGAGGAUGAGGACUUUGGGAAGCAGCCUGAUCCAGGAGAAUGGCCCUACUGAGAUCUCUCAUCAAGGGUUAGAUUGUGACGAAGAAGAGAGUAGUACCAAGAACAACCCUCUGCCCAUCAUAGUAGAGUCAAGUAAAAAUAGGAAGGGCGAAACUGAUGCAGAUCCAGGCUGCAAAAAUGAAGCGUCUUUUCUUAACCCUCAAAACACAGGUAAAAAAGAACUCAUGGGAGUGAAGGGGACAGAGAGAGUACCCUGCACUAAGGCUUCUCAGCAGACAUACAGCCUGGACCUUGCAUUUAGCCAGGAAGAGAAGGGGAAGCCAAGGAAGAAGAGGAAGGUCAGUGAGCCAGUGCAGCUGCUUCCAGCACGCAGGAACUGAUAGCUGCUGUGGCAUAUAGGACAUUUUAGAAUGUGCUGAUUUGGAAUAUAACACACCUUAUGCAUUCUUUUAGAGAUGUCUAAUCUUUUCUGUUCAUAUUUAACUCUCUAGACAGUGUACAUAUUUCUGUUUUUGCAUAUGUUAUAUAUCUCUCUUUUGGUUUUAAACCUUUUAUUGAAUAGAGAUAGCAAGCAAAGUUACUCUCACAGCACUUUAGAUUAGAGAUACUUGUUGGAUGCUCUGAAGCUGAGGACCAGUGAUCUCUCCUGGGCAGCUUCUUUGGGUUUCAUUCCCACACUGACUGUGUUCCCUCUCACUCUCUAAUGUGGCCCCCAGCAUCAGUUGCAGUAUUUCAGGAUGAUCUCUCUAAGGUGCCAGUGUCUGCAAGCAGCACAAGUCAGAUGGUUCGGUGUUUGUACCUAACUGCAUCAAAUCUGCC